Molecule: messenger RNA, 1364 nt
Organism: Bufo bufo (common toad)
Lineage: Eukaryota; Metazoa; Chordata; Amphibia; Anura; Bufonidae
Gene: SMS
Product: spermine synthase
Exons: 11
Coding region: 124-1218 (364 amino acids)
Biological process (GO): spermine biosynthetic process
Molecular function (GO): spermine synthase activity
Source: RefSeq, a predicted model, not a curated record
GCAGCUGCGGUUCCUCCCCUCAGGUCUGGAGCCCGGGCGGGCGCACUCUCCAGUCUGUCAGUGACACAGGGCAGUGCAGCAGCAGCGGCCUCCCCCAGGCAUGGCACAGGGCUCCAGCUCACUAUGGCAGCAGCGCGACAAAACACCCUCGACUUCCAGCUCGGUGGCACAGACGGAAGUGCCAUUAUCCAGGCGGUGCAACCCUUGUUUCAAGAGCAUGGAAUGACAGAGACUGUACAUAGCUGGGCAGACCAUGGGUACCUGGCCACAUACACUGCGAAUGACGGGAGUUUUGCUACUGUGAGAAUCUAUCCUCAUGGCUUAGUGCUGUUUGAUCUGCAAAGCCUUGAUGAGCCGGACAAGAAUGAUUCUGUUCGGCAUCUACUUGACGAGGUUGAGGAGAAAAUGAAAGAAAUUUUGCACAACAGUAUCUCACAAGUGAAAAGAUUGCCGGCCAUCGUUCGAGGAGCAAAGGUUGACAGAUACUGGCCCACGGCUGACGGGCGUUUAGUAGAGUACGACAUAGAUGAAAUAGUUUACAGUAAAGACUCAUCUUAUCAGAACAUCAAAAUUCUCCACUCUAAGCAGUUUGGAAAUAUUCUCAUCCUGAAUGGAGAUGUUAACUUAGCAGAAAGUGAUCUAGCGUACACCCAUGCCAUAAUGGGCAGUGGCAAGGAGGACUACUGUGGGAAAGAAGUAUUAAUUCUUGGAGGAGGUGAUGGCGGCAUACUGUAUGAACUCGUCAAACUGAAACCAAAGAUGGUUACUAUGGUGGAGAUAGACCAAAUGGUGAUCGAUGGAUGUAGACAACAUAUGCGAAAAACAUGUGGUGAUGUGCUAGACAAUCUGAAAGGCGACUGUUAUAAGGUUUUGGUUGAGGACUGUGUCCCAGUACUGAAGAUGUAUGCCAAAGAAGGGCGAACCUUUGAUUACGUGAUUAAUGACCUUACUGCUGUCCCCAUCUCCACUUCUCCAGAAGAAGAUUCUACUUGGGAAUUUUUGAGACUGAUCUUGGAUCUUUGUAUGAAAGUCUUGAAACACGAUGGGAAAUACUUCACUCAGGGAAACUGUGUAAACCUGACUGAGGCUCUGACGCUCUAUGAAGAGCAGCUGAACGUGCUUUAUUGCCCGGUGGAGUUCUCCAAGGAGAUCGUGUGCGUUCCCUCCUAUAUGGAGCUAUGGGUGUUUUACAGUGUAUGGAAGAAAAGCAGUUCCUAAGCAGUCUACAGAUCCGACUCUUCCACGCUGCAUAGAGCAUAUUAGGCUUAGCACCUGCUGCAUGUGGGCAUUGUGAAAACGUUAAGUUAUACUCUGUAGAUAAUCUUAAGAAAGAUUAGUUCAAGUGUAUGUGGUGACAAAAAAAA